GACAUGGUGCAGCAGUUCACGGCGGGGUACUAUCGCAGCGCGCGGCAUCGGGUGGUGACUUCGGCGGAGCGGCAUCGGUAUAGUGUUCCGUUCUUCUUGAAUGGGCAGUUGGGGCUGAGGUGUGCGGCGUUGGAUGGGUCCGGGGUCGAGACGGUGGUCGGCGAGCAUAUUCGGGGCAGGCUGAUUGAGACGAUCGGGGUGCCGGGGGAGAAGUUGAAGUAG
Messenger RNA from Aspergillus japonicus CBS 114.51, 222 nucleotides. RefSeq lists its product as uncharacterized. The transcript has a single exon. The annotation marks the transcript as partial. The record is from RefSeq and is a predicted model, not a curated record. NCBI's taxonomy places the organism in Eukaryota, Fungi, Ascomycota, Eurotiomycetes, Eurotiales, Aspergillaceae.